Molecule: messenger RNA, 1813 nt
Organism: Mycena citricolor
Lineage: Eukaryota; Fungi; Basidiomycota; Agaricomycetes; Agaricales; Mycenaceae
Source: the annotation of a GenBank genome assembly
CACGUGCCUAUUUAUUUUAGCCCAUCGCUCUUCAUCCCCGCUCCGUCCGUGUACCGGAAUUUUGACACGGAACCAUUCUCGCCGACCUUCUCAAUCACAAAUAUACACGCACGUCAGGCAUAAGCACUCCUUACUCGACAGGGAAAACGGCUCCCCUGCCAGGUAGUAUAAGUGCGCGAUCGAUAUGCACGAUAAGUAGUAUCAUUCGACACGAUGCCCUCAGACGCUACGACUGCCACUGCUACUCCUCUCCGCAUUACGAUCGUUGGCGCCGGGCUGGGCGGUCUUGCUGCUGCCGUGGCCCUGCGGCAGAUCGGGCACAUUGUACAGGUGUUCGAGCGAACGGCGAACAAGACGGAGGUCGGCGCGGCGCUGUUGCUGCAGCCGAGCGCCAUGCGCGUGCUGAAGCAUCUCGGCGUUCAGGAGGAGAACUUGAAAGGCGUAUAUCUGCGUGGGGCGAGUGGCCAACCCUUGGGUUCGACCACGACUCUGACACCCUUCUGCGCGCAGAUGAUCAGCUUCGACGUUCUGACUGGAGAAGAGACCGAGAUUAGAUUCAUGCCAGACGGUGAACGUGUAGAGAACCAGGCAAGUUUCCGUUGCCUCCGCUCCAUGCUCUCUGGAAUGACGAUCCCGCAGUUGGUUUUGGCGUGCCACCGGACCGACAUCUACGAAGAACUCAAACGCAUCGCGCUCCAUCCGGACCUAGGCCUUCCGCCCGUGGCUAUGCGCUUCGGAUGCAAAGUGUCGUCUUGCUCACCGGAAGCAGGAGAUGUGGUGCUUGAAACCGGUGAGACCGUGCACGCGGACCUAGUUCUGGGGGCAGAUGGAAUCCAGUCACUUAUCCGGACGCAUGUACUCGGUUACGUUCAAGAAGCGCCGCCCAUCGGGAUCACUUGCUGUCGCGCGGUGUUCAAAGCACCGCCAACGGAUGUCAGGUUCUCAGGUCUAGAGUGGUUCACAGAGGGUACCGUUGGCAUUCGAUCUAUCCCCUGGAAAGGCCUGCCUUUCCGCAUGAUUCUGUGCUAUCCGUGCAGGAACGGGGAGCUCAUUAACUCUGUUCACUUUUUCACGGAAACGGAAGAGGAGAAGAAGGACGUCUCGCACCCAAUCUCGACUCCGACGAUCACCGCAGCCGAAGUGCGUGCCAAGUUCGCCGACUACGACCCCAAAUACCACCGCCUGCUGGACCUUCCUGACCAUACCGGUCAAAUAUACCGCUGGCGAUUACGCACGGUCCCCGCGCUCCCGACGUGGUGCAAAGGUCGCACUGGGAUUCUGGGCGACGCAGCCCACGCGACACUCCCGUUCUUAGCACAGGGCGCAGCAAUGGCGAUCGAGGACGCGGGUGUCCUCGCGGGCCUGCUCCCCCUCGGCACUACGCGCGAGGACAUCCCUGCGCGGCUGGCGGUGUGGGAGGGUAUCCGGAAGCCGCGGGCGGAGUACGUCAACAACAUGUCGAUCCAGCAGGUGGAUGCUAUCAUGGCUGGAAAAGAAAACGAGGCGCAUGUCCGAGAAGAUACGCGCACCAAGUUGGCCGACUACAAUGCGAUUGCAGUUGGCCGACAGGCUUAUCAGGACACGUUUGCUGGCGGACGGAAGGUCUGAAUUUAGAGGCAGAGACAUCAAGGGAGCCUCCAAUCCAAUCCCAUUUUCACUACACGCUUUGUGAUCUGAUUCGUCUUGAGGAGAGACGGCCGAGUGCUACGGAAUUACUUAGACAUGUCAUAUAUAGCCCUGCGUUGUGACGGUCGCAUCCUUUGGCGUUGGCCUUUAUGACACAGGCUUUCAAAUCUAUCGGUUAUUACAGUGA